AUGGUUUCCGCAAAGAAGCACGUCCCGAUCGUCAAGAAGCGCACCAAGCGUUUCAACAGACAUCAGAGUGACACCUUCAAAUGUGUCGACCCAUCAUGGAGAAAGCCCAAGGGUAUUGACAACCGUGUCCGAAGACGAUUCAAGGGUACCAUUGCUAUGCCAUCGAUUGGUUACGGAUCCAACAAGAAGACCCGCCACAUGAUGCCCUCCGGCCACAAGGCCUUCCUCGUCAACAACGUCCGAGAUGUUGACCUCCUCCUCAUGCACAACAGAACCUUCGCCGCAGAGAUCGCACACGCAGUUUCAUCAAGAAAGAGAGUUGAGAUUAUUGCCCGUGCUAAGGAAUUGGGAGUCAAGGUCACAAACCCCAAGGCGAAGCUUACCGUUGAAGUUUAA
Molecule: messenger RNA, 396 nt
Organism: Amorphotheca resinae ATCC 22711
Lineage: Eukaryota; Fungi; Ascomycota; Leotiomycetes; Helotiales; Amorphothecaceae
Exons: 4
Coding region: 1-396 (131 amino acids)
Biological process (GO): translation
Cellular component (GO): cytosolic large ribosomal subunit; ribosome
Molecular function (GO): structural constituent of ribosome
Source: RefSeq, a predicted model, not a curated record